Molecule: messenger RNA, 1514 nt
Organism: Maniola jurtina (meadow brown)
Lineage: Eukaryota; Metazoa; Arthropoda; Insecta; Lepidoptera; Nymphalidae
Gene: Atg4a
Product: cysteine protease ATG4B
Exons: 9
Coding region: 189-1340 (383 amino acids)
Molecular function (GO): protein-phosphatidylethanolamide deconjugating activity
Source: RefSeq, a predicted model, not a curated record
UUCUUUGUUGACAACUUGACAAAUGACAUGUUUACAAAACAAUUUUAAAUUCUUCUACGCCGUGACUUGUUUUAAAAUUAAUUUCUUUGUCAGCUGUUUUAUUCAGGUUAUGUUAAUUGUUACUUAUUAAACAUUAUAAUCGAUAAUAAGUUCUACUCAAAAUUGAAACAGAAAAAUUAUGCCCGAAGAUGGAUGCCAUGUUUGAUAUUUGUUACCUUUCGCCCGACGGAAAUAAUUUUGAGCCUGAUGAUAUUCCUAAAACAAAAGAUAAUGUGUGGAUAUUAGGAAAAAAAUAUAGCGCUAUCCAAGAUUUGGAUCGUAUAAGGCGCGACAUAAGUUCUAUCAUUUGGUGUACGUACAGAAAAGGAUUUGUGCCUAUAGGAGACGAGGGUCUGACUUCAGACAAAGGAUGGGGUUGUAUGUUGCGCUGUGGACAGAUGGUGCUUGGUGUGGCACUGGUUAGAGUCCAUCUAUCGUCUGAUUGGGUGUGGACACCAGAAACAAGAGAUCCAACAUAUCUGAAAAUAGUUCAAAGGUUUGAAGAAAGAAAACAAGCUCCGUAUUCCAUUCAUCAAGUAGCACUCAUGGGGGCAUGUGAAGGGAAGGAGGUUGGCCAGUGGUUUGGACCCAACACUGUUGCACAAGUACUCAAAAAACUAGUAGUAUAUGACAAAUGGAGCUCGUUAGUCAUACAUGUUGCACUAGACAACACUGUUGUGAAGGAAGAUAUCUUGCAACAGUGUAUUGUGAACAAUGACAGAGGGGACACCUCAGAUACUCCUGACAAUCUGAUAGUGUCAGACUGGAUGCCACUUCUGUUGAUAGUGCCCCUUAGACUUGGAUUAAGUGAAAUUAAUCCUGUGUAUAUUGAUGGAAUAAAGACAUGUUUCGAAGUGCCGCAAUCGAUCGGCGUGAUCGGCGGGAAACCCAACCAGGCGCUGUAUCUCAUUGGCUGCGUCGGUGACGAGGCCGUCUACCUCGAUCCGCACACGACACAACGAUCCGGCUUGGUUGAAAACAAAAUGACAGAUGAACAGAAAGAAAUGGACUGCACAUAUCACUGUAAAUACGCUUCGCGAAUACCUAUGCUCUCUAUGGACCCCUCAGUCGCUGUGUGUUUCCUAUGUCGGACAAGGAGUGAUUUCGACGAGUUGUGUACGACAAUAGAAACUAAACUAAUGAAGGAAAGUCAGCCUCUGUUCGAACUCUGUGAUAAACGCCCAGCGCACUGGGGGCCAAGCACCAAUGAUAUAGACUUACAAAAUACUAACCUUUUUACAGAAUUUGAAGAAGUUGAUCGACAGUUUGAUGAUUCGGAUGAUGAAUUCGAAAUCCUAUGAAAUUGUCGAUGUACUAUGGCGUUAUGGCCCAAAGGAAAUAGUAUGCUAUAUGAUAUUUUAAAUAACUCAUCACAACACAAUAUUAUGUUUCUCUAUAUACAUUCUGUAUUUUGUAAUUAUUGGAAGACUUUGUGUUCAUUAAUGCAAUUUAAAUGCAUUUUAAGUUGUGUAUUU